Molecule: messenger RNA, 1412 nt
Organism: Lytechinus variegatus (green sea urchin)
Lineage: Eukaryota; Metazoa; Echinodermata; Echinoidea; Temnopleuroida; Toxopneustidae
Product: plasma membrane calcium-transporting ATPase 4-like
Exons: 5
Coding region: 587-1324 (245 amino acids)
Biological process (GO): regulation of cytosolic calcium ion concentration
Cellular component (GO): intracellular membrane-bounded organelle; membrane
Molecular function (GO): ATP hydrolysis activity; PDZ domain binding; P-type calcium transporter activity
Source: RefSeq, a predicted model, not a curated record
ACACGUGCCGUCGCUCUUUACCCCCAGAGAAAGCGAGUGCACGGAGCAAGGGCGCACAACCUGACUUGGCUUAGGAUGCGGUUAGAUGGGAUAGCAUGUAGUAAUAUGGAUGCAAAUAAUGCGAUGUGCUCUUCAUCUCCCAAAGCUUAAGCACAUUUUUGCACUACUGGCAGUCAGUCACUUUUUUUGUUCUUGGUGUAUUAUUGAUUGUGCAUAUUUCUUGGUGGAUAUACCUCAGUAUUUCCUGCUAUCAAGGGAUAUUCUGGGAGUUUGACUCUUUCAUCUCCCUCUGACAUCUACAGUGUGUAAGAGUGCUUAGAACCGCCUUGGUGGAUUUUAACUUGGAUCACACCAUAGAGUUUUUACUCUUACCCAUCGAGGUGAUACAGAGUAGAGUACUCCUUGCUAAACCUGACUUUCUUGACACCCCAAACUCCAAAUGAUUUUCAUGGCCAACUACAGAUGAACAUAAGUGACUAAUCUGAGAGAUUUUGAAGAAGGAUUCUGUGGGCUAAUUAUGAGGUGUUGUUUUGAAGCAUUUGUAAGCCAAGAAUACGUGAGGUAGUAUAGAGGCAGGCCAUUCUCAAUGACGGAGUACGCCAAUAUGGCCGACGAAACGGACGAUGCCGCCUUUGGCGUAACAGUGGAGGAGCUGCGACAGUUAAUGGAACUCAGGAAACAAGAUGCAAUCAACGAAAUCAACGCAAAGUACGGGGACACUUUAGGACUAUGCUCGAAAUUAAAAACAUCGCCCACACAUGGUAUCAACGGCCUUCAGUUUGAUAUCCAGAGGAGAACAGAAUUGUAUGGCAAGAAUCAAAUUCCCCCUAAACCCCCUAAAACAUUCCUGCAGCUUAUGUGGGAGGCUAUCCAAGAUGCUACACUAAUCAUGUUAAUGAUCGCUGCUGUCAUCUCACUUGGACUCUCAUUUUUACCAAAGUCUGAAUCUGAAGGAGGAGAAGCAACAGCCAGCUGGAUUGAAGGAGUAGCCAUUUUGAUUGCAGUACUGAUUGUUGUCUUGGUAACAGCAUUCAACGACUGGUCAAAGGAGCGCCAGUUCAGGGGCCUGCAGAACAAGCUGGAGUCAGAGCAUACAAUUGCUGUGAUUCGAGCAGGCGAUGUCGCACAAACAGUAGUCCAAGAUAUAGUUGUAGGGGAUGUAUGUCUAAUUAAAUAUGGUGACCUUUUACCUGCCGAUGGGGUCAUCAUCCAGAGUAAUGACCUCAAGUUGGAUGAGAGUUCACUCACCGGUGAAUCGGACGCUAUCAAGAAGGGCGUCGAACGGGAUCCUAUGCUCCUCUCUGGUAAGAUUGCUGUCUUUUAGAUAUUAAUUUCUGAGUGUGCGUAUAUAAAUUUGUAUGUUGGUGAAUAUUCACCUAUUCAUAUGUCUAUAUACACAGGAAGUCAUUUUA